Spirodela intermedia is the source of this 219-nucleotide messenger RNA. Lineage: Eukaryota; Viridiplantae; Streptophyta; Magnoliopsida; Alismatales; Araceae. The record is from the annotation of a GenBank genome assembly.
AUGAACAGCCAGCUCAGUAGCAGGUGCAGGGCCAGAACGGCCGCGGAGAUCCACAUCAUGACCAUCACCCUGCUCUGGGCCUGCAGGAACUUCAUGAUCGGGAAGUUAAUGGCGAAGGCGAACAGCUCUGGGAUCAUCCACAGCGAGAACUUCCCCGCGAGCUCUGCAAUCUCCGCGCUCUGCCCCAAGAGCCUGAGGAUGGGCGAUGCGAAGAGGUAG